Messenger RNA from Salvelinus fontinalis (brook trout), 6806 nucleotides. RefSeq names its product membrane-associated guanylate kinase, WW and PDZ domain-containing protein 2-like. The transcript has 6 exons. Gene Ontology annotation, biological process: signal transduction; receptor clustering. The record is from RefSeq and is a predicted model, not a curated record. Gene Ontology annotation, cellular component: cytoplasm; dendrite. Gene Ontology annotation, molecular function: type II activin receptor binding; signaling receptor complex adaptor activity; SMAD binding. Lineage: Eukaryota; Metazoa; Chordata; Actinopteri; Salmoniformes; Salmonidae. Bases 2263 to 3069 code for a protein of 268 amino acids.
AUUUGUGGCACAAGACCAAAGCAUUGAUUGCUGUCAUACCUUGUCCAUAGACUGCUUACACGGUAAGGAAACCAAUAUGUCAUUUCGUAACUAUCCCUUUAAGUAGGCCUACACAAUAUUUGUCACAUGGCACAAGAAUUGAUAUAUACUGUUUUAACAAGAUAUGUAGUUUUGUGGAUAGGCGUGAGCCGCGUGACAGAGUAGGACAUUAUUUGUAAUAAAAAAUAUUGCUAAUAAAUUAAUAAAAUUUGUUUGAAAUAAUCUUAUGUUUGUCAUUGGUUUCACAUUGUGUCACUGGUGUUACACUGCAUCACUGGUUAUACUGUAUGGCAUAUUGGUGCUCUGGCAUCAGAAUUGCCCAAUUUAAUUGAAUAUGUUUUUUGAAUAUACCUAACUGUUGCUACAUUCAUUUGUAAACAUUUUAAGGAUAUGAUCAUUCCAUUUUGAUGACUCAACGUAAAUAAUUCUUAAUGUUUAAAAAAACUAAACAAUAGUAUAAAUGGAAAAAUGUCAAACAAUAUAACUUUACACAUGCAUGUUAAAAGUAAAUUAUUACUAAUCCAAACAAUUUCUUAGUAUUAUCAUUAACCUUUACUCCCUUUGAUUCAAAUGCAAAUUAAAUACUGAAAUUACAUUCUAGAAAUCCUGAGGUGUCAUCUAAAAAAUAGGUAACCAGUGACAAAAAGGCAGCACAACAUUUUUUAACGUAAUGUAGUAAAAAUAAAAGAUAUAUGUUAUGCUGUCAUUUAUGCUGAUUUAUAAUGUUAAGGGGUUAACCUCUCUGCGCACAGAUCCCUUUAGCGGGAUCAUUUCCCUAAACAACCGCUGAAUUGCAGGGCGCCAAAUUAAAAAAUAUUACUAAAAAUAUUUAUAAUCAUGCAAUCACAAGUGAAAUAUACCAAAACACAGCUUAGCUUGUUGUUAAUCCACCUAUCGUGUCAGAUUUUGAAAAUAUGCUUUACAGAGAAAGAAAUCCAAGCUUUUGUGAGUAUAUCAAUCAAUGCUACAACAGCUAGCCCCAAAUUAGCAUGGUCACGAAAGUCAGAAAAGCAAUAAAAUUAAUCGCUUACCUUUGAUAAUCUUUGGAUGAUUGCACACACGAGACUCCCAGUUACACAAUAAAUGUUAUUUUUGUUCGAUAAAUAUUACUUUUAUAACAAAAAAACGCCAUUUGGGUUGUGCGUUAUGUUCAGAAAACUACAGCCUCGUUCCGGUGCUGAAAGGCAGAAGAAAAUUCCCAAACAUAUCAGAUACAAAAAUAUUACUAAAAAUAUUUAUAAUCAUGCAAAGCUUUUGUGAGUGUAUCAAUCAAUGCUAGAACAGUUAGCCUUAUAUUAGCUUGGUUAGCUUGGUCACGAAAGUCAGAAAAGCAAUAAAAUGAAUCGCUUACCUUUGAUGAUCUUCGGAUGUUUGCACUCACGAGACUCCCAGUUACACAACAAAUGUUAUUUUUGUUCGAUAAAUAUUACUUUUAUAACAGAAAAACGCCAUUUGGGUUGUGCAUUAUGUUCAGAAAACUACAACCUCGUUCCGUUCGAAGGAAAAUUCCAAAAAGUAUCCGCAAUGGUCGUAGAAACAUGUCAAAUGUUUUUUAUAAUCAAUCCUCAGGUUGUUUUUAACAAACAUAAUCGAUAAUAUUUCUGGAUGAAUAAUUAAGCAAUAAGGCACGAGUAGGUGUGGUAUAUGGCCAAUAUACCACGACCACGACAACACACCGUGGAGUGCCUGGACACAGCCCUUAGCGUGGUAUAUUGGCCAUAUACCUCAAACCCCUGAGGUGCCUUAUUGCCAUAAUAGAAUGGUUACCAACAUAAUUAAAGCAGUAAAAAUAAAUAUUUUGUCAUACCCGUGGUAUACGGUCUGAUAUACCAUGGCUGUCAGUCAAUCAGCAUUCAGAGCUCGAACCACCCAGUUUAUAAUGUCUGUUAGGGGUCGAUGGAAAGGGAAAAUAGAAAGAGAGACAAAGAGAGAUAUAAAUAUAUAAAAAUGGCGAGAGAGAGAGAGAACAGCGCCAACAUCUUUGGGGACUAAAGUGACAUUUCUGACAUUUCCUUUUCUUAUUAUGUCAUGUUAAUUUUUCAAUUAGUUUUCAAUUAGAUUUAUCCUGUUCCCUCUGCUCAGGGCACACAGUGUUGUUUUGUGUCAACUGUUGCUAUGGAACCUCUCCAUUACUACUACGAAGCAUAUCUGUUGUUACCAUGAAAACUCAAUUUCUCCAUCUCAGAUCCCAACUCAGGGCCCAGCUCAGAGAAGCAGAGCCCCAUGACCCAGAAACACAGCCCCCAGGCACAGUCCAGCCCUGUAGCCACCCAGCCCAGCCAAGGAGCCUCCCAGGCAGGCCCAGCACCACCAACAGCCCAGCCAGGCCAAGUACCAGCAGUAGACACCCAGCCGGCCCCGGGAGCAGCCGUCCAGCCCAACCCGCCAGGGGCCCAGCAGAGCCCGGUCGCCCAGCCGCCCAGUCACCCUCCCCCACUCUACCUCCACGAUGGAAGGUCAGAGGUGAAAGCCAGGCAGGAUGUGAAACCAGACAUCUGCCAGCCUCCGUUCACCGACUACCGCCAGCCCCCUGUCGACUACCGGCACCCUCCAGUGGCUGAUUACCGGCAGCCGCCCACGCUGGACUACCGGCACCCUCCUCCCCUCAUCGACUACAGACAGCACUCGACAUCACUCGCUGCACAGUUCCCUCUAGCACAGUUUCCCCCAGACUUCAGACCACAGGACUUUGACUACUUCACGGUAGAGCUGGAGAAGAGUGUGAAGGGUUUUGGCUUCAGUAUCCGUGGGGGGCGGGAGUACAAGAUGGAUCUGUUUGUGCUGCGGCUCGCCGAGGAUGGGCCGGCCAUCCGCAAUGGCAGAAUGAGGGUGGGGGAUCAAAUCAUUGAGAUAAACGGGGACAGUACCCGAGACAUGACUCACGCCCGGGCCAUCGAGCUGAUCAAGGCAGGGGGGAGGCGGGUGAGACUGCUGCUGAAGAGAGGCACAGGACAGGUGCCUGAGUAUGGCUUUUGCUCCCCUUCCUUUAGGAAUGGUACCUUCCAACCUCUCCAUGUGCAUGAAAAGUGACACGCUAAGUUCCCCCUAUUUCUUCCUAAUGGGCCACUCUAAAGACACGUAGACAGUGCCUCCCCCUGGGAUGCCAUUCCUCCAGCCCUCUCUGCCCUGCAGGAAGUGACCCUUGACCACCAGCAGCCGUCCACCUCAUCUUUCUCAUCCCAUCCAGCCUUCACCCCAAACUCCCCCCACCAGCUCCUUCUAGAGGCCACACCGCGUAUGGCAGCCCAUUCUCCAGACCCCAGCGCCACGAAAGGGGCUACAGGUGGCAGGUGCACCCAGCCCAGGGGCACCGUCCGUGGGCAAAGAACCCUGCAGUGGCCUGGGGAGUUGGAGGGGGGGCCCCGAGAGCCCCAACCUCCGCCGCGGCCCCCCAAAGCUAGAUGGAGGUCUGCGGAGAGGAGAGAGAGCAGCAGCACACACCCACGCAGGAUCCAAAUGCCGCCGCAUGGCCCUGGGACUCUCCCUACCUGAGUGUGAGUCUGAACGGAGGCAGUUGGGUCUGUGGGGAGGGACACGUGAACCUACAGGAGGGGUUUGAGCUGAGAGGUCUCCAGCCAAGGGAUGAGGAAGGGGCUCUACCGCCCCCCCUCAAACCAUGGAUGGCCGUGCAGCCGCCUUCCUAGGGCCCUGGAACCCACCUGGGGGUGACAGACUGUCCGGCACCCUGAGGUCCUGGAAAUACACUGUCAGCAGGGAAAACGGAUCCGGAUCAGACUGGUUUACAUUGGAUCAGACUGGAUUCUGACUGGGUUGGACCGGCUGGCUGUACAUAGGCUCCCAAGUCCAACUUACCACUCACACCAUCAGAUGCCAGAGGACAUCUGAUGCUUUAUUCUCUCUCUCUCUCUCUCUUUGAAAUCAAAAAGUUGUUUUUUCUUGUUGUUCCCUCUUUCAAGAUGAUUAUACCCAUAACCUUCAAAACCAAAGGACAUAUUACAGCUGAUGUGUGUAAACAAAAAGAGGACUCGCUCAACUCAACACUUUAGUCCAGGUAGCCAUUUUGAAACCUGAUGAUACAAAUCCCAUUGCUAUCCCACUAGGCUCUUUGGGUCUGGGCCAAGGUGAGCUAUCGACAUGUUCCUAGUUUCACCAGUCAACCACAUCACACCUAAAAUGGAUGGUCAGUUUCAACCACUGAUGGGAUGACACUUAUCUAAAGAGAGAUUGGAAUAUUGAGGUUGUUUGCCUAUCGUUUAACUUUCUGUGCAAUGGAGAGAAUGAUGAGAUUAUAGAACUGAGGGAGACGGAGGGAGGGAUGUUAAUUUUAAAUCCUUCUGAAAGGUGAACCUUUUUGGACAGAGCUCUGUCGACGAGACAUCAUACAUGCCUAUUGAUAUAUCGUACAUACUGUAAAUGCACAAAUGUGAAAAAUAUGUACAUUUUGUCAUCUCCCAAAAAUAUGCCUAGUGUUUUUUUUAUGCAUUGUUGUAGUUACAUUUUAGAAGAACAUAAAAAAACAGAUAUCGGGACCAUAUUUUAAGAUUCAUAUUUCCAUGGCCUUUUAUUAUAUACUAUAUAUUAAAGACUCUGUGUGGAGUCAGCUGACAAGGGAACAAGGGACUAGAGUGAUGCAGGUCACAUACCCCUGUUCAAACGUUAUGUGCAUCAACCAAUGGUUGCGUGCCACGUCAUUGACUGUGUCAUUGACCGACAGAUUGCUGUAGCAUCUGAUGCAGUUAGCUGAUACGUAAAAUACCAAUCCAGGCAUUGUAAAAUCUGGCCGAUGUCAGCAAUGCCUGGGCAGAGGAAUCGGCCCUCAGUGUUCUUGUGCAUGAACCACCAUCAUCAAACAGGGACUCAAAAUUAUUCUAGAAGUAGAAUGUAGAGCGGACAUCCUCACUGGGUAUAGGUAACUGCCUAAAUAAAGGAAACACCAACAUAACGUGUCUUAAUAGGGCAUUGGGCCUCGACGAGCCAAAUCAGCUUCAAUGCACAUUGGCAUAGAUUCUACCAGAAAUUCCAUAAUUUGGUGUUUUGUUGAUGUUGGUGGAAAACGCUGUCUCGGGCAUCGCUCUGGAAUCUCCCACACGUGUUCAAUUGGGUUGACAUCUGGUGACUAAGACGGCCAUGACAUAUGGUUUACAUCAUUAUCAUGCUCAUCAAACCAUUCAGUGACCACUCGUGCCCUGAUGAUGGGCCAAAUGGCCAAAAUACUGGCCUGCCCAACAUUUUUAUACAUGACAAUUAGCAUAAUGGGAUGUUAACUGCUUAAUUAACUCAGGAACAACACAUGUGUGGAAGCACCUGCUUUCUAUAUACUUUGUAUCCCUCAUUUACUCAAGUGUUUUCAUUAUUUCGCAGUUACCUGUAGCUAACAGUUGUGUAUUUGCGUAAUUUAGUUUUGUCGAAUGGAACUAAAAAUGGUCCAUUACUGAGUCAAAUGGAGCUUUGAAUGUGUUUAAAUCCAUUGUUUAGGAACUCUGUGAGUCAUAAUACACAACGUUUAUCAAUCAGUCAUGCAAUCAGUCAUGUUCAUAGAAAUAAACAAUCUAGAUUAUAUUUCUAUGGUCAUGUUUAGAUGGGCUAUGUAUCAGCAGCACGUGAAACAGAGAACUCUAGCUGCCCAUUCUAUAAUUCCCAUUUCUAUGCCUUUUACUGUGCUACAUGAACCACACCACUGUGGGAGGGGAGGCAUAUGAGUCAUUGAGGAGCAGAAGGAUACAUGGGAUAUGAGGUGGGGCAGAGUGCCUUACUGAAAGUAGAGCAGAGCUGUUAACCUGCCGAUCGCUAGCGCGGGGUUUUGCAUGAGGGAGCAGAAUGCAAAACUGGUUUGAGAGAUUACAGUAUACUGUACAGUACACAUAUCAGACAGCACAUCAUACAGUAAGUGGCUAGUGCGAAGGUGUCAGCCAACUGACUCUGUUUGGCUAACAGGGCCAGAAUACAUUUUGAAACAUCCCAAAUUUACAGUGCCACAAAAUAAUUAUGAAAAGUCUGACUUCUAUAGCCUACUAGCUUUGUCAUCAUCUCAUGGGUGCCUAAAUAAAUUGUUUGAGUAAAGAGGACUUUGGGCUUUCCUAUGGGGAUGAUGUAUAGCCUGAGGAGAGGCUAGCCGUAGACAAAUAGAGCACUCCAUGUUUGCACCAAACAUUAGGACUCAUACCAUAUUUCUCUCAAUGCAGAUUCACUAGACUGAGUGCAGUGUUCCAGUCCAGAUGAUAAACAUGUCAUUUCUAUGGUAAUUCUUUUUUUACUGAAACUGGUCGUGUUCCAGGCCACCCAAUGCAUUGCAUCCACCAAUGGUUGUGUGCCACAUUAUAGACUGUGCAGUCGGGCAUCAGACUGCUUUAUGUAUGUGGUUAGGUGAUAUGUUAAACACCUCACCAGUCAUUGUGAGAUCUGGCAUGUGUCUCCAAUGUAGUCAGCUAGGAACGUUGAUGAUAUCACUCAGCCUUCUGUGUAUCACUUGAGGCUGUCCCCUGCCUGCCUGUUGUGAGUGAUUUUGUAUACAGAAAAAAAAGUUGACUAAUGAUAAAUCUGAAGGAUGACAUGUUCAUGCAUCUACCAUUAAGCUCAGUAUACCUGUGUAGUCUGAACCAUGUAUAAUCCACCCUGUAUAGCUGUAUUCUUACAAAAUCUGGUUUACUGCACCAUUGAUACUGUAGUUUCAAAGACCGAAGUGAACAACUAUUUUUAUGAAAAUGUGGCAGUACUGAUAUAACAUUUUGGAAAAAAAUAGCAAAAAAAUUUGUUUACCUAAAGAUAUUCUGAAAUACUGUCAAAUAAACUCAACAUGGUGUAAAGUA